UUCAUGCACCAUGGCUGCACAGGAGGAAGUGGCUGCUCUGGGAGCCAUUUAUAGCGACGAUUUCCAGCUGUUGUCUGAAUCAGAAUCCGAGGGGAUUACUUUCCAAAUCCAUACCAUCUGUGAACACCAUGCAAAGAAAAUCCAGUUAAAAGUCACUUUUCAUUUAUCCCCUGAGUAUCCUGUGUGCCUUCCAGACAUCUCCAUCUGCUCAGAUCAGCUCAACCGCAAGCAGUGUUGUGAUUUGAAGCUAAGUUUGAUGCAAUAUGCAGGCUCUCUUCUUGGCCAGCCUAUGGUUUAUGAGUUGAUGAUGUGGCUCCAGCAGAACUUUAAGGAAGAUGCUGACCGUGUCUUAGUGGACCAGACCAGUGAAGGUGAUAGUUCACAGCAGCUUUGCAGUGCAGAUGGUAGCGUGUGGAUGGCACUUUUGCACUUAGAUCACAUGAGAGCCAAAGCAAAGUACAUAAAGAGCAUAGAGAAGUGGAUUUCUGACCUCAGACUCACUGGAAGACUGAUGUUCCUGGGAAAACUCAUAUUAAUUCUUCUGCAGGGAGAGAGGAAAGCUAUCAAGGACUAUCUAGUGCUCCAGAAAACCUCCAAGGUGGAUGUGGACUCCAGUGGAAGGAAAUGCAAAGAAAAGAUGCUAAGUGUUCUGUGUGAAGUAAAGCUUCAAGCAGGGCAGCUCAGGCUUACAAGCUUUGCUGUGAAAGAGUUUACAUCAGGGGCUGAGUUGCAUCAAGAAUUUGAAGCGCUGGGCUUGUCAGGCUUGUAUGACAAGUUUGUAAGAUUUUCAAAGAUUCCUGCAACCUGACUUGAUGGAUGAGUAUAAAAGCACACAACUGUGACUUUGUGAGGCAAAUAGAAUUUCAAUAGGACUUAGUCUCACUGAAUACAACCAAUAUUUAAGUGAUGUUUGACAACCAUUCAAACCCAUGAAACAUGGACAGGUAAAUCUUUGCAAGAAAUCUUCAAAAAAUGUUGAAUGCGUUUUUUUGUUUGAAUUUG
Hemiscyllium ocellatum (epaulette shark) is the source of this 1002-nucleotide messenger RNA. RefSeq names its product RWD domain containing 3 (gene rwdd3). Lineage: Eukaryota; Metazoa; Chordata; Chondrichthyes; Orectolobiformes; Hemiscylliidae. The transcript is spliced from 4 exons. Gene Ontology annotation, biological process: positive regulation of protein sumoylation; positive regulation of hypoxia-inducible factor-1alpha signaling pathway. Gene Ontology annotation, molecular function: protein binding. Bases 11 to 808 code for a protein of 265 amino acids. The record is from RefSeq and is a predicted model, not a curated record.